Messenger RNA from Zymoseptoria tritici IPO323, 8619 nucleotides. RefSeq names its product polyketide synthase (gene PKS10). The record is from RefSeq and is a predicted model, not a curated record. The coding region runs from base 1 to 8619 and encodes 2872 amino acids. Gene Ontology annotation, molecular function: fatty acid synthase activity. Gene Ontology annotation, biological process: secondary metabolite biosynthetic process; fatty acid biosynthetic process. The transcript is spliced from 8 exons. Lineage: Eukaryota; Fungi; Ascomycota; Dothideomycetes; Mycosphaerellales; Mycosphaerellaceae.
AUGUCCCAAGAACCAAUCGCAAUCGUGGGCAUUGCUUGCCGAUUUGCUGGCGAUGUUGAUACUCCUUCAAAAUUGUGGAAGUUGCUACAGGACCCGCACGACCUCCGUCAGGAAAUACCCAAGACCAGGUUCAACACCGAGGGUUUCUACCACCGCAACCAUGCCUAUCACGGUCAUACCAACGUCAAGCACUCCUAUCUUCUCUCCCAAGAUCCCGCAGCAUUUGAUGCCGAGUUUUUCGGUGUCAAUCCCCACGAAGCUCGAUCUAUGGAUCCACAACAACGACUCACCCUAGAGACCGUGUAUGAGGCAAUCGAGGCAGCUGGAUUGACCAUGGAGGCACUAUCAGGAAGCGACACUUGCGUGUACGCUGGGUCAAUGACUGCUGACUACGAUGCCAUGGGAACUCGUGAUCUUGAUCAGCUGCCUACGUAUGCUGCGGUUGGCACGUCCCGUGCCAUAUUGUCGAAUCGAAUCUCGUAUUUCUUCAACUGGACUGGUGCCUCCGUCACGGUCGAUACAGCUUGUUCGUCCUCGCUGGUCGCUCUCCAUAGCGCUGUUCAAGCCCUACGUUCGGGAGACUCGGCUACUGGUGUCGUGUGCGGAUCGAAUCUGAUUCUGGGACCGGAAUGUUUCAUCAUAGAGAGCAAUGUCAAAAUGCUGUCGCCAGACGGAUUGAGUCGUAUGUGGGACAAGGACGCCAAUGGCUACGCCCGCGGUGAAGGGCUCGCAGCCCUCGUCAUCAAACCUCUGAGCGCUGCAUUGAGGGAUAACGAUCACAUCGACUGCAUCAUUCGCGAGACUGGUCUGAAUCAAGACGGCCACACUCCAGGUCUGACGAUGCCCAGCCCUCACUCCCAGCGAGAGUUGAUCCGCAGGACGUACGCAAAAGCCGGACUGGACUUGAGUAAGCAAAGUGAUCGACCGCAGUAUUUCGAGGCCCAUGGCACGGGUACGCCCGCUGGUGCAAUCCACUCUGCGUUCCACCAGGGUUCCAACACGCAGCCACUGUAUGUCGGCUCCAUAAAGACUGUGCUUGGCCACACCGAAGGAACAGCUGGACUCGCUGGUAUUAUUAAAACCGCUCUUGCAUUGCAGAACUCGUGCAUCCCUCCAAAUCUCCACUUCAACGAGCUGAAUCCUUCGAUCCAGCCGUUCUAUCAGAAUCUCAAAGUGCUCCGGAGCCGUGCCGACUGGCCACAGCUGGAACCUGGCCAAGCGCGCCGCGCAAGCGUCAAUAGCUUCGGCUUUGGAGGCACCAAUGCUCACGCCAUCCUUGAGGGCUAUGAAAAUGAACUCGCAGAUGCACAUGCUGGUUCAAACGUCAGUAGUACCGUGUUUGCUCCCUUCGUAUUCUCGGCUGGUUCCGACAAAGCACUCAGAAAUAACAUCGAAGCCUACAUCGAAUACCUGGGCGGGAACUUGGAUUGCAAUGCUUCUGAUCUGGCAUAUACUCUGCGCGACAGACGUUCGCUUCUACAAUACCGGCUCGCUAUUCCCGCACCUGACUGUGCAGCGCUGAAAGAGAAGCUCAUCAACUUCAUCGCAGGUAACAGCUCCGCUGGUGAAGAGGGUAUCGUUCGAUCGCUUUCCAAGGUUGGCAGUGAGCGGUCGAAAGUCCUCGGAGUCUUCACUGGACAAGGAGCACAGUACGCCGCCAUGGGAGCUGAGCUCAUUCGUGCCUCCCCAUUUGCCCGUCAGACCAUCAAGGAUUUGGAAUCUGUCCUACAGAACCUCCCCAAAGAAGACAGGCCGUCUUGGUCGCUCGAGAACGAACUUUUGGCGACAGAACCUCAGUCACGCAUAGGGGAAAGUGCACUGUCGCAACCCUUGAACACCGCCAUACAGAUCAUGCUUGUGGAUAUUUUGCAUGCUGCUGGGGUGAAUUUCGACACCGUCAUUGGGCACAGCAGCGGCGAGAUUGCAGCUGCUUACGCAGCUGGAUUCUUGUCUGCAAGAGACGCCAUGUGCAUAUCUUACUAUCGUGGCGUUUGCUGCCAAUAUGCUGAAAGUCCGAACGGAAACGUGGCCGGGGCUAUGCUCGCCGUCGGUACCACGAUGGACGAUGCCGUGGAACUGUGCCAGGACGAGACGUUUGCUGGCCGCAUAUCCCUGGCCGCAGUCAAUUCUCCAUCUAGCGUCACCAUCUCUGGAGAUUCAGACGCCAUCGAAGAACUCGCCAUCAUCUUGGAAGAUGAGAAAAAGUUUCAGCGUCGGCUUCGCGUAGAUAAAGCAUACCAUUCUCUUCACAUGAGAAGCUGUGCCGAGGAGUACAGAAAGAGCAUGCUGCGGGCAGGAGUUUCAGUCAUCAAAUCAUCGCAAGCUCGCCCUUGCCAAUGGUUCUCGAGCGUAUACGACGGACAGCUGGUGGACGAAAGCCUCCAGAUUGACGGCGAUUACUGGCUCAAGAACUUGACGCAGCCAGUGUUGUUUUCGUCGGCCCUGUCUGCGGCAAUCCAAUCAUCCGACUAUGAUGCUACCCUGGAGGUCGGACCACAUCCAGCUCUGGAAGCUCCGGCAACGCAGACCAUGCAAGAAGUGCUGUCGAAGUCGAUACCGUACAGUGGCACGCUUCGACGCAAGGAAAAUGCCGUGCUCAGCUUGUCAGCUACGCUCGGUUUUCUCUGGUCCCGUCUGGACCGAAGGGGAGUCAAUCUUGACUCUUUCGAAAAGCAGAUGACUGGAAAUGAGGCACCCAAAAACAGACUUUUGACGGGACUCCCUCGGUAUCAGUGGAACCACGAUACCAAAUACUGGAGUGAGUCGCGUAGAUCGCAACACCUCCGCUCACGAUCUGAGCCGGUCCACCCACUGCUCGGCCACAUUUCGCCCGACAGCAGUUCCCAUUCUCAUGCUGUGCGCUGGAAGCACGUCUUGAAACCGAGCGAGAUGCCGUGGCUGAAUGGGCAUGCUGUCCAAAAUCAGAUCGUAUUUCCGGCAGCAGGCUACAUCUCCACGGCAAUCGAGGCUGUCCGUUCUUUGGCGAAGGGCGAGGCCAUCCAACUCAUCGGCCUUGAUCACUUCGUAAUACACCAAGCAGUACCUUUCACGAGCGCUGACGAUAGCGUCGAGGUUCUGGUGGACUUUUCGCAAAUCACCCGAUCGCAUGACAAGCUGGAAAUGACGGCAAAUUUCUCUUACAGCGCUGCACUUGGUGACACGACUAGUCUGUCUCUAGUUGCGACAGCCGCGGUAAAGGUCCAUUUUGCGGAGCCGUUGGUAGACCUCUUCGCAGAACGUCAGCCGGAGCCCCCACAUAUGAUCGAUGUGAAGCCACAGCGAAUGUAUGACUGGCUUGCUAGCCUUGAGUACAACUUUUCCGAACCUUUUGGCGGUCUUACCAAACUCCGGCGCCAGCUGGGACUUUCGCGGUGCACAGGAAAGUUGGCACCAAGAGAUAUCGAUACCGCAGGACUUUUGCUCCAUCCAGCGGACCUUGACGCCGCUUUCCAAGCCAUGAAUCUUGCCUUCAGUUAUCCGGGUGAUGAACAGAUCCGGCAUUUGCAUCUGCCAACAACUAUCUCGAAGAUCCUCGUCAAUCCUGCUGCUUUGGAAGCAGCACACAGCCCUGGUGAUCGGGUUGGAACCGACUGCUUCGACGUCGACGCCACGUGGAAUCCGUCCGAUCCCUUGACUCCCACAGCUGGCUUCUCGGGCAACGCUCGCCUGUAUUUCGAUCAGGGCGAGUCGCCGUGCGCUGCAGUUCAGAUUGAUGACAUUGUCCUUCGGCCUAUCGGUGAUGCCAACGAUGAGCGAAAGAUCUAUCACGGCCUCGACUAUGUACCCACACGGCUGGAUGGCAUGGUGGCUGCCGAGAAUAUCACAAUCACUGAUCACAUUCUCGAGAUUCAAGAAAUGGUUCAUCGAAUCAUUCAUUUCUACGCCCGGCAGGUCAACGACGAGGUGCCCUCCAGCUCUUCUUUGAGAGCAGCAGGGACUAUCACCGGCCACUACCUCAACUUUUGCCAGCGUAUCGUGGCCGACCUAAAGCAGGGCACGAGCAAAUGGGCCAAGUCGGAAUGGAUGAGCGACACGAAAGAAGGUGUCAUGGAGGCUCUCCACCAGCUCGGUCCUGAUUUUGAGAACGUUGCGGAUAUCAAGUUAGUUCUCCUCGUUGGUGAGACUAUGCCUCGGGUACUCCGCGGUGAGGCGGACAUGCUUGAAGAAAUGCGUCUUUCUGGACUACUGGACACCUUCUAUAGAUACGGCGCUGGCCUUUAUCAAGCCACCCAGUGGCUGACAGCUGUCCUCAAGCAAAUCACGGAUCGCUCUCCGCAUCUGCGCAUGGUCGAACUCGGCGCCGGGACGGCAGCCGCAUCCAAAGACAUUCUGGAAAUGUUGGGACGCAACUUUGACCACUACACACUCACCGACAUCUCUUCCAGCUUUGCGGAGGGUGCGCUAGAGUCGCUCGCUUCUUGGGGUGAUCGUGUCUCCUUCAAGACUUGCAACGUAGAGGUGGACCCAGUUGAGCAGGGAUUUGUGGAAGGCGAAUACGAUGUAGCCAUUGCCAGUCAGAUCCUCCACGCCACGACCAGCCUCGACGAGUCAGUGCGCAACGUCCGCCGCUUGUUGAAACCUGGAGGAUGGCUACUCAUAGGCGAGUGCGGCCCCGAUGGUGGAGGGGCAAUUGUCGGCUCCUUCAUCUUCGGCGCGCUCCCUGGCUGGUGGAACGGAGUCCACGAAGGCAGAGCUCUGUCUCCGUUCGCAUCGUUCUCUGCGUGGGACGAGAUUCUACAACGGAAUGGAUUCGCCGGCAUCGAGGUCAGGACCCCCGAACCCAGUGCGCAAGCGUUCGGAAUUGUCACCAUCGCGGCGCAGGCAGUGGACCCUCGCGUGUCCAUUAUGAGGGCACCUCUCUCGUCGCCAGCCAACUUGGACGUGGACGAGAUCCUCAUCAUAGGUGGUCAGACCGAAGUCACGGCCCAAGUCAUUGAUCACAUGAAAAAGCUGUUUUCCGGGAUGGGGACUCGGGUCAUACUCUACGACAGAAUCGAGGACUUGGAUUCUCAUAUCGAAAAGCCAGAAGCUGCGAUAAUUAGCCUGGCGGACGUGGACGAUGCCGUCUUCGAGAACAUGACGCCUGACCGCUGGACAAAGUUUCAGCAGCUCUUCACAGGUCACAAACACCUCCUGUGGGUAACAUUGGGCCGACUGAAAGACAAUGUGUACAGCAACAUGACUGUCGGAUUUGGCCGCGCAGCAGUCAACGAGGAAGCGGAGUUGCGGUUGCAGCAUGUCGACUUUGCCAACGUCUCUCAUAUGGAAGCCAAUCGCAUUGCGGAGAUGUUCGUCCGGUUCACAAAUCGGAGCCUGACAGCUGGUAGCAGCAAGAACGAGCUUCUACAUACCGAUGAGAGGGAAUACGUCGUCGACGAGCAAGGUCGCGAACUGGUACCACGCCUUUCCCAUCAAACGAAAUCGAAUGACCGCCUCCGAUCAGUACGCCGAGCUGUCACAUACAAGACGGAUCUACGUAGUCAGAACGUAUCUUUGGAGCAGAACUCGAGCGGGCGCUUCCUCCGCCAACUCUCCCGAUUCGACCAGACAAAAUUCCAAUGUAUCGACGGGAACGACUUUAUUGAGCUUUCCACGACAUGCUCCAUGCUUUUCGCGAUACGAACGGCGUUUGGAUACCAUUCACUCGUCAUGGGAACUGAUAAUAAAGGCCAGAAACAUCUGGCACUCACUGACUCCGUGUCUUCCAUCCUGAAAGUCAACAUCCGAUGCACGGCACGGGUAGAGGGUACAGACCUGGACGAUCACGCACUUUUGUACUCAGUCGCGAUCCGACUGAUUACUUCCACCAUAUUCGAAGCGACGUGUGCCGGACAGCGGGUGAUCAUUCACGAUGCACCCACGGAUAUGACCGCAACCAUCAUUGCGGAAGCGCAAGAGCGAGGCGUGCAGCUAAUAUUCACUACGGCUCGGAAAAACGAAGCGCUACAGUCAGCUGUUCGUCCCGCGCGAUACGUACAGCUGCAACCAUAUGCCGGGGCCGCGGACGUUGUCUCGGCGCUUGAUACAAAGGUUGCGACCUUGAUCGACCUCUCUCGCUCGGCCAGUCCGCUGUCGACUACGUUGAGAGCCGUGCUGCCCGCCACCUGUCGCAUAGAGAGCUGGCGUACGAUGAUAGCCCCUGCCUCCGUCAGCAACGGCAUGGGCGAGGCGACCGGACCCAACCAAGAGAAUUUGGAAAUGACCGAACUUGCGAUUGUGGACUGGACCAAGGAGUCAUCUCUUCCAGCCCGUGUUUGCCGACUGGAUGCAUCUCCCAUGUUCAAGCCCGACCAGACCUACUGGCUCUGCGGUCUAUCUGGUGCGCUCGGAAUCUCUCUCUGCGACUGGAUGAUCACUCGGGGUGUCCGUAACAUGGUCAUUAGCAGCCGCAACCCGCGACUGGACCAGCGCUGGGUUGACAAUCAUCGUCUCAAAGGCGCUACCAUCAAAAUCAUGUCUUGUGAUGUGACAGAUGAGGUGGCACUUCGCAAAGUCCAUCAGGAUAUCGUUGAGGCACUUCCACCUAUUGCCGGUGUUGUGAGCGCGGCGAUGGUAUUGCGUGAUGUCGCAGUGUGCAACAUGCAGUACGAUCAGCUCCAGGAUGUCAUACGACCAAAGGUGCUGGGCUCCAUUCACCUGGACAGGAUAUUCUGGGACGACAAUCUCGAUUUCUUCAUCGCCUUGUCGUCGACGAAUGCGAUUUGUGGCAACCCUGGACAAGCGAACUAUACGGCAGCUAACAUGGGCAUGGCAGGCGUUGCCGCACGACGCCGCCAUCGAGGUCUGCGCGCUAGCGUUGCGCAUGUCGGUGCCAUUAUUGGCGUGGGAUAUGUGACUGACUCUAUCGAGCGUCUUGAACAAACGGUGUCGAUGACAAACAUGAUCCAUGUCAGCGAGCAGGAAGUUCAUCAGAUGUUUGCCGAAGUCAUCGAGGGUGGCUUUGCAGAUUCUGCGGUGCCCCAAGAACUGGUCAUGGGUCUGAAGGAAGUCUCUCGCUCGGAGCCUGGCCAGUCCAAAUGGGCCAACGACCCCAAAUUCUGUCGCCUGGUACUACCAGCCUCAGCUAGCGAAGACGCUCGGGGCACGGGCGGAACCGCAGAGGAAUCGGUGGCCAAGAAACUCGAAGGCUGCAAAACCCGUGAAGAGGUGCAUCAGGCUCUCAAGCAAGCGUUUGCAGCACAAAUGCGCAAGAUUUUGUUCAUCAAGCUCUCUGAUGAUGAGGUCAUGGAAAGCGUCAGUAGCACAUUGGGACUGGACUCGCUCAUCGCCGUGGAUAUCCGAUCGUGGAUCAUGAAGACGUUCAGCGUCAACAUUCCAGUAUUGCAGAUCAUGUCCGCGGAUGCACGCAUUUCGGAUAUUGUUGCCACGACUCUGCAAGCUCUCCCAACUCGUAUGACUCCGCUGCUCGAGCAAGACGAAGCAACAGCGAGCAGUGGAGGGAGUGAGUCGGCGGCUGACAGCGACGCCAUAAAGAGUGACCAGAGGAGUCGCAGUUCCGCCACGACACCGCCGCCGGAAGGCCCUUCACCGGCCAAGGUCCACGCUACCUCUGCCUCUUAUUGGGACGAGGAAGCUCUUGCACCUCAGGGAGUUUCUAUGCGUGACGAUGUUCCGGCACCACGACAGAUCCCCGAAGUUGUCCUCCUCACAGGCUCGACUGGUCUACUGGGUCACCACCUACUGAACGCUCUUCUCGAACAAAGUUCCAUCCGAAGGGUUAUCUGCAUUGGAAUUCGACGACUCACGGAACGACUUGCGGCAGCGGAGCUUCCAGCCGGCAACGACCGCAUCGAAUACCACGAGGGUGAUCUCGCGGUACCUGGCUUCGGCCUCAGCGAGACGGAACAAGCUCGAAUCUUUGAUGAUGUGGAUGCCAUCAUCCACAACGGCGCCGAUACGUCCCACAUGAAGUCUUAUGCCCAGGUCCGCGAUGCGAAUGUCGAGUCUACACGUCGGCUGAUCCGCCUGGCCGCUUCGCGACGGGUUCCAUUCCACUACAUCUCGUCCGCCGGGGUCGCACUCGCCAGCGACGUCAGUCCAUUCCCGUCCAUACGGGCGAACGGGACAUCCGAGAAAUUGGAAGAGCUGUCUCGUCACGGCUCCCAGGGUUACAUGUGCAGCAAAUGGGUGUGCGAGCGCAUGCUCGAAAAUGCUCAUGAACAGUACCAGCUUCCGGUCUGCAUCCAGCGGCCAUCGACCAUCAUCCGCUCCGGCGACGAUGCAACGACUCCUCGUGCAAGUUUCGAUUGGGUCAACACCUUGCUCCAAUACGCACACAAGAUCCGCGCGGCGCCGCAGGUACGGCACAACCAGGGCGCCUUGGACCUGGUCAGUGUCGAGACUUGCUGCAACGACAUCAUCGCGGGCUUGAACACUGUCCACAACGGCGUCAAAUAUCAGAACAACGUCGGCGAUAUUGUGAUCCCCAUGUCGAAGCUGAGCGAUCUAGCGAUGGAAGAGGGUCAUGCUGAGCCUUAUGUCAAACUCCCGUGGGAAGAAUGGUCUAAGAAAGCCAUCGAUGCCGGGCUACAUCCCGCGGUUGCGACGUUGAUCGAGCAUAUCGACGAACCAGGCGCGCCCUCGUAUCCGGCACUGGCCCGGGCGGAGGGCAAGGAGUAG